CACACAGUCAGUCAGGUAUCUCCUCUCCGCGUCUCUCUCUCUCUCUGUGUGUCUCGUGUCGGUCGCUCGAGGACUCUCUCGCUGUGGAAUAAGGCGAUAUUCUUCAUCAUACUCUUCAUCGCGCGUGUUUGUGGCUGAAGUGACAGAAAGAAUUAAAACCUUCCUCCGGAUUCCCUUCCUGCUCUUCCUCAGCAUCUCUGAAGGCUUUUGGGGAUUUGAGCUCAACAACAACAACUGGAAUGUGACCAAAAGUUUUCAGAGAGGGAAAUUGUGAGGAGUUUUAUUCUUUCAGUUCCUCUGGCCGGAAACAGCGCAGAUGACGAGACUUGCAUGAAUGGUGCGGUCCGAUUUGGAGUAUACAGCAAGUUUUUGGUUCAGGUUUCCAGAUGGAACCUGCGUGAUGAGCUGGAGGCUGCUGAGUGUCUUCGGAGGGAAAAUGAUCCACUGAAUUUUAUACCUGCACCCUCAAACUCCUGAGUCCUCAGGAUCUUCACAGGGGCUUUCAGAGGUUGUGAGAGCGUUGCAGGAACGUUGUGUGCUGGCACACUCGUAACAUCAUGCCUGUGCCAAGCGUCCGUGUAGCAUUCCCCUCCGUUCGACAGUCUCUGCUGCUGCUUGCCGCCACCGUCCUGCUCGCCAACGCAGAGUCACCUCCAAAGUUCUUACGAACCCCUAACGAUCAAACGGGUGUUCAGGGCGGCGUUGCCUCCUUUAUCUGCCAGGCGACGGGUGACCCACGGCCCAAGAUCGUGUGGAACAAGAAGGGGAAGAGAGUGAGCAACCAGCGCUUUGAGGUAAUAGAGUUCGAUGACGGCUCGGGCUCCGUGCUGAGAAUCCAGCCGCUGCGGACGCCUCGCGAUGAAGCCAUUUACGAGUGUGUCGCCUCCAACAGUGUUGGGGAGACGAGCGCCACCACACGACUCACUGUUUUACGUGAGGAUCAGCUGCCCGCUGGUUUCCCCACCAUAGACAUGGGUCCACAGCUAAAGGUGGUGGAACGCACACGGACCGCCACCAUGCUAUGUGCUGCUAGCGGCAAUCCCGAUCCAGACAUCUCCUGGUUCAAAGACUUCCUCCCCGUCAACACCACUAACAACAACGGGCGAAUCAAACAGCUGCGAUCAGGUGGUACACCAAUAAGAGGAGCGCUGCAGAUCGAACAGAGCGAGGAAUCGGACCAGGGGAAGUACGAAUGCGUCGCAACCAACAACGAUGGCACGCGCUAUUCUGCCCCUGCUAAUCUAUACGUCAGAGAGCUGCGAGAAGUGCGACGAGUUCCGCCACGGUUCUCAAUUCCCCCAACGGAUAAUGAAAUAAUGCCCGGGGGCAGUGUAAACAUCACCUGUGUGGCGGUUGGGUCACCCAUGCCCUAUGUCAAAUGGAUGCUGGGGUCAGAGGAUUUGACUCCUGAAGAUGACAUGCCCAUAGGGCGAAAUGUACUGGAACUUACUGACGUCCGGCAGUCGGCCAACUACACGUGUGUCGCCAUGUCAACACUGGGCGUUAUAGAGGCGGUUGCACAAAUUACGGUAAAAGCUUUACCGAAGCCACCAGGUGUACCCCAGGUAACGGAGCGCACGGCGACAAGCAUCACACUGACAUGGGAUUCUGGCAAUCCUGAGCCUGUUUCCUAUUACAUCAUUCAACACAAGCCCAAAAACUCAGAGGACGCUUAUAAAGAAAUCGAUGGCGUUGCAACCACGCGAUACAGCGUAGGUGGGCUUAGCCCUUACUCGGACUACGAGUUUAGAGUAGUUGCCUUAAACAACAUUGGACGCGGGCCUCCCAGUGAAGCCAUCGAGGCCAAAACAGCGGAGCAGGCGCCGAGUACCGCCCCAAGGCAAGUCAGAGGGCGAAUGCUAAGCGCCACGACCGCCAUCAUCCACUGGGACGAACCAGAAGAAGCCAAUGGACAGAUUACGGGCUACAGAGUUUACUACACCACCGAUCCAAGCCAACAUGUCAACCAAUGGGAGAAACAGAUCGUUAGGACUUCCAACUUCCUUACCAUACCAGGCCUGACACCAAAUAAGACUUACUACAUCAGAGUCCUGGCCUUUACCUCGGUAGGAGACGGACCCCUCUCAUCAGAUUUACAGAUUAUCGCCAAAACCGGAGUGCCCUCUCAACCGACGGACUUUAAAGGUGAAGCCAAAUCAGAGACGAGUAUUCUGCUGUCAUGGAACCCCCCCUCUCAGACAGGACAAGACAAUCAAAUCAUUGGAUAUGAGCUGCUCUAUAAGAAAGGAGAUGAUAAAGAAGAGAAACGUGUUAGCUUUGAGCCCACCACAACUUAUUUACUGAAAGAUCUGAAGCCAUUCACAACCUACACCUUCCUGCUGGCCGCACGCAGCAAACACGGUAUCGGCGCGUACACCAACGAGAUUUCUGCCGAGACACCUCAGACACAGCCCUCAGCUCCGCCCCAGGAGGUCAAGUGUACCAGUCAGAGUUCUACCAACAUUCUGGUAAGUUGGAAGCUGCCACCGUUGGAGCUUCAAAACGGGAUCAUCACCAGUUACACCAUCCAGUAUGCAGCGACUGAAGGGGACGAUACCAUGUUACGCCAAAUCUCGGACAUACCACCGGAACAGACCCAGUAUCUCUUGGAGAACUUGGACAAAUGGACGGAAUACCGUGUGACUGUGAGCGCCCACACUGAAGCGGGAGAAGGCCCUGAGAGUUUCCCACAGCUAAUCCGUACGGAGGAGGAUGUGCCCAGUGGCCCUCCUCGUAAAGUCGAGGUGGAAACUGUCAACUCCACAUCUGUUAAAGUGUUGUGGCGGUCGCCGGUGCCGAACAGACAGCACGGCCAGAUCCGUGGGUACCAGGUGCACUAUGUCAGGAUGGUUAAUGGGGAACCCGUCGGGCACCCUGUCAUCAAGGACAUCCUAAUCAGUGAUGCUCAGUGGGAAUAUGACGACUCAACUGAGCAUGAAUUAGUCCUCGCUGACUUGCAUGCGGAGGCCACUUAUUCAGUGACCGUAGCUGCGUACACGACCAAAGGUGACGGAGCACGCAGCAAACCCAAGUUGGUCACCACCAGCGGAGCCGUUCCCGAAAAGCCUCGUCUCAUGGUGAGUCCGACAAACAUGGGCACCGCUCUGCUGCAGUGGCACCCACCGCCCAACACGCAUGGCCUGCUGCAAGGCUACCGCCUUCGAUUCGGCCGCAAGGACGUGGAGCCCCUAACUGUGAUCGAGUUCUCGGAGCGUGACAACCACUAUACCACCAAAGAGAUCCACAAAGGGGCGUCCUACAUGUUUCGCCUCUCGGCCCGCAACAAGGUGGGAUUCGGGGAGGAAACGGUGAAGGAGAUCACCACACCUGAGGACACACCUUCCGGUUACCCACAAGGCAUUGUAGCCAAAAGUAGUACAACAACUACCAUUCAGGUCAGCUGGCAGCCCGUGACGUUAUCAGAGCGUAACGGAGCCAUCGUCAAAUAUGCCCUACAAUACAAAGACAUCAACAGUCCUCGCAGUCCCUCAGAACUGUUUAUUACCGCACCCGAGUCUACAGUUACACUGGACGGCCUUAAAGCAGACACGACUUACGAUAUUAAAAUGUGUGCCUUCACCAGUAAGGGUCCUGGCCCUUACAGUCCUAGUGUCCAGUUCAGAACGCAACCUAUCCACCAAGCAGUGUUUGCAAAAAAUUUUCACGUGAAAGCUGCCAUGAAGACAUCAGUGUUGCUUACAUGGGAGAUUCCCGAGAACUACAAUCCUGCUCAACCUUUUACUAUCUUAUAUGAUAACGGACAAAGCGUCGAGGUGGAUGGCAAGCUUGCGCAAAAACUCAUAACCAACCUUCAACCGGAGACGCAGUACUCCUUCCUGCUAACUAAUCGUGGAAACAGCGCUGGCGGGCUACAGCACCGCGUAUCCACUAUGACAGCACCUGACAUACUUCGCACCAAACCGUACCUGAUCGGCAAGACCAGUUCAGACGGCAUGGUCACGGUCGAGCUACCCACGGUGCAGACGGCAGAGAAAGUAAAGGGAUACUACAUCGUGGUGGUUCCACUGAAGAAACAACGACCAGGAAAGUUCAUCAAACUCUGGGCCAAUCCUGACGAGAUGAACUUGGAAGAGUUGUUACAAGAAAUCAACCAAACGAGUCGCGCUCUUCGGUUCCGCAGGCAGCUGGAGCUGAAGCCAUACAUCACUGCGUAUUUCCACGAGCUGCCCACCGAGUUUACGCUUGGAGACUCCAAGAUGUAUGGUGACUUUGAGAACAAGCAGCUGUUGAACGGACAGGAAUACGUCUUCUUUGUGCUGGCCGUGUUGGAGAUCUCUGAAAAUAUGUUGUACGCGGCGAGUCCGUACUCAGAUUCGGCGGUCUUUGCUGACAUCGACCCGCAACCGAUUAUCGAUGAAGAAGAGGGUCUGAUCUGGGUUGUGGGACCCGUGCUCGCUGUUAUCUUCAUCAUCUGUAUCGUCAUUGCCAUACUGCUGUACAAAAGCAGUCAACCAGACAGGAAACGGGCGGAGUCCGAUGCGAGGAAAGGCAGUCUGCCCAGCGGUAAAGAACUGCCCUCACAUCACCCAACCGAUCCUGUGGAGUUACGCCGGCUCAACUUCCAAUCGCCUGGUUCAGCUGCAUCGGUUUACCCCAGUAACCUUCAUUUGUCAAGGAUGGCCAGUCACCCCCCAAUUCCGAUCAUGGAGUUGGCUGAUCACAUCGAACGUCUCAAAGCAAACGACAACUUGAAGUUUUCACAGGAGUAUGAGUCGAUUGACCCCGGUCAACAGUUCACAUGGGAGCAUUCAAACCUGGAGGUCAACAAACCAAAGAACAGAUACGCCAACGUCAUCGCCUACGACCACUCCAGAGUUCUGCUGUCCGCCAUCGACGGUAUUCCAGGCAGCGAUUACAUCAACGCAAACUACAUCGACGGCUACCGCAAACAGAACGCCUACAUCGCCACUCAAGGCGCGCUGCCUGAGACCUUCGGGGAUUUUUGGCGUAUGAUCUGGGAGCAGCGGAGUGCAAAUAUCGUCAUGAUGACCAAACUGGAGGAAAGAUCGCGGGUAAAGUGUGAUCAAUACUGGCCCAACAGAGGAACAGAAACCUACGGACUCAUUCAGGUCACUCUGCUGGACACAGUGGAGCUCGCCACGUACUGUGUCAGGACGUUUGCACUUUACAAGAACGGUUCCAGCGAGAAGCGAGAGUUUCGGCAGUUCCAGUUCACAGCGUGGCCGGAUCACGGCGUUCCGGAACAUCCCACGCCAUUUCUAGCUUUCAUGCGCAGGGUGAAAUCCUGCAACCCACCCGACGCGGGACCCAUGGUCGUGCACUGCAGUGCCGGCGUGGGUCGGACAGGUUGUUUCAUCGUAAUCGAUGCCAUGCUGGAGCGCAUUAAGCAUGAGAAAACGGUGGACAUCUACGGCCACGUGACGCUCAUGCGUGCGCAGAGGAACUACAUGGUCCAGACAGAGGAUCAGUACGUCUUCAUUCACGACACGCUUCAGGAGGCAGUGAACUGCGGAACCACCGAAGUUCCCGCCCGGAACCUGUACGCCUACAUCCAGAAACUCACGCAGAUCGAGUGCGGUGAGAACGUCACGGGAAUGGAGCUGGAGUUUAAGCGGUUAGCAAACACAAAAGCUCACACAUCGCGGUUCAUCAGUGCAAAUCUGCCCUGCAACAAAUUCAAAAACCGACUAGUUAACAUCAUGCCGUAUGAGUCCACGCGAGUCUGCCUGCAGCCAAUCAGAGGAGUCGAAGGCUCCGAUUACAUCAACUCUAGCUUUAUUGAUGGAUACAGGCAACAGAAAGCAUAUAUCGCCACGCAGGGUCCUUUAGCUGAAACCACAGAAGAUUUCUGGCGGAUGCUUUGGGAACACAACUCCACCAUCGUAGUGAUGCUAACCAAACUCCGCGAGAUGGGAAGAGAAAAAUGUCAUCAGUAUUGGCCCGCGGAGCGUUCAGCGCGGUAUCAGUACUUUGUGGUGGAUCCAAUGGCAGAAUACAACAUGCCCCAAUAUAUCCUGAGAGAAUUUAAAGUGACAGACGCCAGGGACGGACAGUCUCGAACCGUCAGGCAGUUUCAGUUCACGGACUGGCCGGAACAGGGCGUGCCUAAAUCAGGGGAGGGCUUCAUCGACUUCAUCGGCCAAGUGCACAAAACAAAAGAGCAGUUUGGUCAGGACGGACCCAUCUCGGUCCACUGCAGUGCUGGUGUGGGCCGGACCGGAGUCUUCAUCACACUCAGUAUCGUUCUGGAGAGGAUGAGAUAUGAGGGUGUGGUGGACAUCUUCCAGACGGUCAAGAUGUUACGGACACAGCGGCCAGCCAUGGUGCAGACAGAAGAUCAGUACCAGUUCUGUUACCGGGCCGGGUUGGAGUAUCUCGGAAGCUUCGACCACUAUGCAACGUAAGACCAUCGUCAGGGAGACGGAACGGCCAUCGGACAUCCAGAGGUCAUUUAAUUCUUCUGAGCCAUAAUUACCUGCUUGUGAAAAGAACUUCAACUCUUCAUCCACGACUCGAUUACGUGUUGGAUGUGCAAUGUAAAAUUAGAAAUACUUACAAACCACAAAAACACAAAAAUACAACUCUCCAGCUGGACCAAGAAAAACCAACCCGAUCUGAUUUCAAAAUAAUUAAAGAAAUAAUAGUAAUAAUCAUCGUUUCAGACAGGUGAAUCUUGACUGUUGAAGCAUUGUGUGGGAUAAUCGUUUGCUUCGAGGAUUCAUGAAAACGAACCCUGACAAAUAAAAGAACGAACACACACGCUGUGACACGGGGAGCUCAAUACACGUUGUAAAGAGGGUUUUUUGUUGUUGAUGAUGUUCCACAAUUAGUACAGCGAGAGGAGACUUCAUCAUCAUCGGAGAAGAAAACGAAACAAACGGACAUAACGAAAAGUAAUAAUUACAACACACUGGUCGUUUGAUUACAGGUCUGGUGAAAUGACCAGAAGUAACACCGAUAACACUUUUUAUUUUAGUUUUUAUGUGUGACCCAUGUUUUUUUGUUUUUUACAUUUUUUAUAAAAACAAUAAGUCAAAUCAUAAAUACUUUUUACUCUUUAUUUUAUUUUACAUUUUUUAAGCCGUAGACAUCCUUCCUACACGCUCUUUAUUUUAUUUUAAAUAUCGAUUUUUUUUGCCAUUCUGUUUGUGCACACACACACACACACACACACACACACACACAAUCAUGGGAGGGGGGCAGAGUAUAAAGGUUCGAAGAUAUCGAAGUUCUUCCAUGAGCAGAAAAGUUUAACAGAGAUGAUGUGUUCAUUUAUAUAACGUUAAAAUGUAUAUUCAUGAAACAUGAUUAAUAUGUGAGCAUAUAUAGAUAUAGAUAUAGAUAUAUAUAAAUGGAUAUUAUAUGGAAAUGUUGGUUGAGAGUUUUCCGCUGGAAUGCACAUCAGAAUGACGGACGAUUCAGACUCGAGUUCAACGCAUCUUUUCUUGUGCAAUAAAUAGAUUUUUAGGUUUAUGGCCAAGAGGUACGAUCGCCAUCAAUUCAGUUCAUGGGUCAAAGGUCAUUGUGGUCCAUCCGUUAGGGAGCAGGUACAAAGACGUCACGUUCCAACAGUCCGUGUUUUCAUUCUUUUGCAUUUAGAGUGCCUUAUAUUUAUGCCUGUUCUUUUGUACGAGAUUCAUGUACCAGUUCAGUAGACCGUGUACGAUAUAUCAAUUGAUUUCCCUCGUGAACCGAUUUCUAUUAUAUGAAAUUAUAUAUGCAAAUACGUAAUUCCAUCAUUCACGUUUUAAUUUCUGUGGCCUUUUGCGGCUCAGAUAUAAAAGAAUAAAUCGUCAAGGGUAACGGCAAAAUGAGCGAAAUAAAAGUGUUCAAGGCCCGAUACUGUUAAACCAUGUAUUAACGUAAUCAUUCAGUGGAACGACAUUUGAUUUCCAGUAUGGCAUUUGUCGCUAAUAGUUCAAAAAGAAAUCUAGCUUUAGCAUCGGACUUCUCUUCCGUUUCGCAAAUCUACAAUUUAAGUCUCAAUAAACAUAUAGUUAAUAUAACGAAGUUCUUUGGACGUAAUUCUGAAAAUAUAGCAAAGUUCUAGACGUUGUGAAUAUUUGAGACGAGAAUAUUAUUUGACACUCUUCAUGGGCUUUGUGGAUGUGCAUUCCAGAUGCUUCAUUUUCCCCCUUUCUUGUUCGGAAGAUUGUUUUAUUAUCCGUCUGAAAUCACUUUUACUUGAAAUGUUUUCAUGCUCUCACAAUGUCGAGCAACAAGAAGCUGAUGGUGUUUCGUAGCUACUGUCAGCGCCAUCUAGUGUCCGGCGCUUCGAGCUGCUCCGCGUCCCUUUUCUUUGCAUUCUGGAUCUAAUUUGAAUAUGCAUGAGUCAAACAGCAUCGGGGGCAAGUAGGAAGAAUUGCACUUUGUAUCUCUUUAUCUCUAUGCACUGCCCUACUGACUCCGCACCCCAUCAUGGAUUUACUUGAACCCGACUGUACAAAUCUCCUUCAAACUUUGUGUGGAUGUAAAUAACACAGAAAAGAGACUGCCCAAGUAAUACAGAAGAAAAAAAGAGGAUAAGAAAAUGGAAAAAGAACGAGUUGAUGCCGGUGUUUUCAGCUCCCUGUAACUCACAUCUGAAUGCAUUGACUGAAAUGAACCAAUUCAAUUGUAAAGAAAAAUGGCUUGUUAAAAAAGGAUCAUAAAUUACCUCUGAUUAGUUGUAAAUGUAAACUGUUUUUCAUUUGAUUGAUUUAGUUUCCUCUGAAUGAAUGGAGUGCUUUUUAUUUUCUUACUUAGAUGACAUUGGUGAAAAGACACGUCUGUACGAGAAGCCGUCCUUCUGUACUUUGCUGACACAAGUUCCAUUUGUUAUAAAUGAAUUCUAUUAAAAAACGUAAGUGUUAUGCACAAACGCUUCUUUUUCACCAUCCGAUCGACAGGAAUCUUCUGUUUAAUAGUUCAACUGUGUGACGGGAAAAAUCUGAAUGAUCAGUUUUGAGUUUAUUUCAUUGUUUUCUUCACAAAGCACAGACAUAUUAAUAGAAAUAUGUCGUGUGAUGAAACAUUCAUUGAAACCUGAAUAGUGUUGACAUGUUUUGAUAGAGAAAUGUCAUGGGAUACCAAUAUUAUAUAUAUAUUUAUGUAAUGAGCUCACAACACUGUGUGAUACUAGCAGAAUUUACUCUUUAAAUAUAAAAUGGAUUUAUAUGAAUGUCAGUCUUACUGUUACAGGGUUAAAAUCACUGGAUAAAAUAACUAAUAGGAUACUAAUAAGAUUACAUUUUUAUUUUGCAAGUUUCACAGUUUUUCUAAGUGUUUUAAUGGUCAGAUUUAAAUAAAAAAUCAAGUAAAAUCUACUUAACUUCUAAACAUAAUAUUGAUUACAUUUAGUGAGUAAAUGUAACCUAAAGAUUUCCGUUAAUACAUGUGCAUAGUACUUAAAUAAACGUAGUCAAUUUUGAAUCAACAUUGUAGUAGAAGAUUUCAAAUGUAAUUGGAACACGUAGAAUUUACUUAAUAUUAUUAAGUGCACACUUUUACUCACUUAUUCAAUGUAGAAAGUACUUAAUCUUUUCUGUUAUAUUUAUUUGACCACAAAAUCAUUUUUGUCAGUGUAAUGGCACCGUGCCGGUCAAAUGUACUCGCAGAUGUUUCAUAUUCUAACACAGCAAAACAGAAAAAAUCAAGAAUUCUGGCAAACAUUAUUUUCACAUGAAAUGAGCGUGUGAUACGCGGGAAAUGUUUGGCAGAAGUUUGCGGCUCUUCACUGGUAGUGGUGAACCUCCAGCAAAUCUUUGACAAAAAUGGACACUUCAGCACUACUGGCAAACCUGUAACAGCAAUGAGGAGUUUGUCGCUAACUUGCAAAUUUGGCGAGUGUUCGGAAAUUUACCAGAAUUCUCGAUUUUUGUAAUUGAAAUUCUUUUUUUUUUUAAACAAAAGUGAUGAUUUAACACAAUAGUUUUCAUUUAUUUAAUAAAAGAAUAUUUCUGGUUCAGUUGAGCUCAAUUAACAGCAUUUGUGGCAUAAUGUUGAUUACCACAAACAUUGUUUUUUUUUUUAAUCACAAAUGUGUGUUCCAGCAAGACACUUACAAUGGAAGUCAAUGGGGUUUAAUCUGUUUCAAAAGUAUAGACACAAGACACAAACAAUAUGUGUGUUGACAUG
This is a messenger RNA of Xyrauchen texanus (razorback sucker), 10098 nucleotides long. Its product is annotated as receptor-type tyrosine-protein phosphatase delta-like. The transcript is spliced from 43 exons. Gene Ontology annotation, molecular function: protein tyrosine phosphatase activity; protein binding. Bases 558 to 6386 code for a protein of 1942 amino acids. Lineage: Eukaryota; Metazoa; Chordata; Actinopteri; Cypriniformes; Catostomidae. Gene Ontology annotation, biological process: protein dephosphorylation. The record is from RefSeq and is a predicted model, not a curated record.